Molecule: messenger RNA, 9630 nt
Organism: Saccoglossus kowalevskii
Lineage: Eukaryota; Metazoa; Hemichordata; Enteropneusta; Harrimaniidae
Product: hyalin-like
Source: RefSeq, a predicted model, not a curated record
ACGCGGAGAGCCCUGUCGUCAUUUGUCCAGCUGAUAUAUUCCAGAACACAGAUGAUGGAGCAUCUUGGGCGAAUGUAACAUGGGGUGCUGUCAAUGCAACUGAUAAUUCAGGAUCUGUAAUCGAUGUGUAUGUUUAUCAUGCUCCAGGUAGUAAUUUUCCUAUCGGAAGUACAAUUGUUACGUAUUCUGCUGUCGAUGCAUACAACAACACAGGGUACUGUUCCUUUAGUGUAACAAUCAUUGACGCUGAGAGUCCUGUUGUCAUUUGUCCAGCUGAUAUAUUGCAGAACACAGAUGAUGGAGCAUCUUGGGCGAAUGUAACAUGGGGUGCUGUCAAUGCAACUGAUAAUUCAGGAUCUGUAACCAAUGUGUAUGUUUCUCAUGCUCCAAGCAACGCUGAGAGUCCUGUUGUCAUUUGUCAAGCUGAUAUAUUACAAAAUACAGACGAUGGAGCACCUUGGGCGAAUGUUACAUGGGGUGUUGUCAAUGCAACUGAUAAUUCAGGAUCUGUAUCCGAUAUAUAUGUGUCUCAUGCUCCAGACAGCAAUUUCCCUAUCGGAAGUACAAUUGUUACGUAUUCUGCUGUAGAUGCAUACAACAACACGGGGUACUGUUCCUUUAGUGUAACCGUUAUUGACGCUGAGAGUCCUGUCGUCAUUUGUCCAGCUGAUAUAUUCCAGAACACAGAGGAUGGAGCUACUUGGGCAAAUGUUACAUGGGGUGUUGUUAAUGCAACUGAUAAUUCAGGAUCUGUAACCGAUCUGUAUGUGUCUCAUGCUCCAAGCAGCAAUUUCUCUAUUGGAAGUACGCAGGUUACGUAUUCGGCUGUAGAUGCAUACAACAACACAGGACACUGUUCCUUUAUUGUUACCAUCAUUAACGCGGAGAGCCCUGUCGUCAUUUGUCCAGCUGAUAUAUUCCAGAACACAGAUGAUGGAGCAUCUUGGGCGAAUGUAACAUGGGGUGCUGUCAAUGCAACUGAUAAUUCAGGAUCUGUAAUCGAUGUGUAUGUUUAUCAUGCUCCAGGUAGUAAUUUUCCUAUCGGAAGUACAAUUGUUACGUAUUCUGCUGUCGAUGCAUACAACAACACAGGGUACUGUUCCUUUAGUGUAACAAUCAUUGACGCUGAGAGUCCUGUUGUCAUUUGUCCAGCUGAUAUAUUACAAAAUACAGACGAUGGAGCACCUUGGGCGAAUGUUACAUGGGGUGUUGUCAAUGCAACUGAUAAUUCAGGAUCUGUAACCGAUCUGUAUGUGUCUCAUGCUCCAAGCAGCAAUUUCCCCAUUGGAAGUACGCAGGUUACGUAUUCGGCUGUAGAUGCAUACAACAACACAGGACACUGUUCCUUUAUUGUCACCAUCAUUAACGCGGAGAGUCCUGUCGUCAUUUGUCCAGCUGAUAUAUUCCAGAACACAGAUGAUGGAGCAUCUUGGGCGAAUGUAACAUGGGGUGCUGUCAAUGCAACUGAUAAUUCAGGAUCUGUAAUCGAUGUGUAUGUUUAUCAUGCUCCAGGUAGUAAUUUUCCUAUCGGAAGUACGAUUGUUACGUAUUCUGCUGUCGAUGCAUACAACAACACAGGGUACUGUUCCUUUAGUGUAACCAUCAUUGACGCUGAGAGUCCUGUUGUCAUUUGUCCAGCUGAUAUAUUGCAGAACACAGACGAUGGAGCCUCCUGGGCGAAUGUAACAUGGGGUGCUGUCAAUGCAACUGAUAAUUCAGGAUCUGUAACCAAUGUGUAUGUUUCUCAUGCUCCAAGCAACGCUGAGAGUCCUGUUGUCAUUUGUCCAGCUGAUAUAUUACAAAAUACAGACGAUGGAGCACCUUGGGCGAAUGUUACAUGGGGUGUUGUCAAUGCAACUGAUAAUUCAGGAUCUGUAACCGAUCUGUAUGUGUCUCAUGCUCCAAGCAGCAAUUUCCCCAUUGGAAGUACGCAGGUUACGUAUUCGGCUGUAGAUGCAUACAACAACACAGGACACUGUUCCUUUAUUGUCACCAUCAUUAACGCGGAGAGUCCUGUCGUCAUUUGUCCAGCUGAUAUAUUCCAGAACACAGAUGAUGGAGCAUCUUGGGCGAAUGUAACAUGGGGUGCUGUCAAUGCAACUGAUAAUUCAGGAUCUGUAAUCGAUGUGUAUGUUUAUCAUGCUCCAGGUAGUAAUUUUCCUAUCGGAAGUACGAUUGUUACGUAUUCUGCUGUCGAUGCAUACAACAACACAGGGUACUGUUCCUUUAGUGUAACCAUCAUUGACGCUGAGAGUCCUGUUGUCAUUUGUCCAGCUGAUAUAUUGCAGAACACAGACGAUGGAGCCUCCUGGGCGAAUGUAACAUGGGGUGCUGUCAAUGCAACUGAUAAUUCAGGAUCUGUAACCAAUGUGUAUGUUUCUCAUGCUCCAAGCAACGCUGAGAGUCCUGUUGUCAUUUGUCCAGCUGAUAUAUUACAAAAUACAGACGAUGGAGCACCUUGGGCGAAUGUUACAUGGGGUGUUGUCAAUGCAACUGAUAAUUCAGGAUCUGUAUCCGAUAUAUAUGUGUCUCAUGCUCCAGACAGCAAUUUCCCUAUCGGAAGUACAAUUGUUACGUAUUCUGCUGUAGAUGCAUACAACAACACGGGGUACUGUUCCUUUAGUGUAACCGUUAUUGACGCUGAGAGUCCUGUCGUCAUUUGUCCAGCUGAUAUAUUCCAGAACACAGACGAUGGAGCUACUUGGGCGAAUGUUACAUGGGGUGUUGUCAAUGCAACUGAUAAUUCAGGAUCUGUAACCGAUCUGUAUGUGUCUCAUGCUCCAAGCAGCAAUUUCCCUAUUGGAAGUACGCAGGUUACGUAUUCGGCUGUAGAUGCAUACAACAACACAGGACACUGUUCCUUUAUUGUCACCAUCAUUAACACGGAGAGUCCUGUCGUCAUUUGUCCAGCUGAUAUAUUCCAGAACACAGAUGAUGGAGCAUCUUGGGCGAAUGUAACAUGGGGUGCUGUCAAUGCAACUGAUAAUUCAGGAUCUGUAAUCGAUGUGUAUGUUUCUCAUGCUCCAGGUAGUAAUUUCCCUAUCGGAAGUACAAUUGUUACGUAUUCUGCUGUCGAUGCAUACAACAACACAGGGUACUGUUCCUUUAGUGUAACCAUCAUUGACGCUGAGAGUCCUGUUGUCAUUUGUCCAGCUGAUAUAUUGCAGAACACAGACGAUGGAGCCUCCUGGGCGAAUGUAACAUGGGGUGCUGUCAAUGCAACUGAUAAUUCAGGAUCUGUAACCAAUGUGUAUGUUUCUCAUGCUCCAAGCAACGCUGAGAGUCCUGUUGUCAUUUGUCCAGCUGAUAUAUUGCAAAAUACAGACGAUGGAGCACCUUGGGCUAAUGUUACAUGGGGUGUUGUCAAUGCAACUGAUAAUUCAGGAUCUGUAUCCGAUAUAUAUGUGUCUCAUGCUCCAGGCAGCAAUUUCCCUGUCGGAAGUACAAUUGUUACGUAUUCUGCUGUAGAUGCAUACAACAACACGGGGUACUGUUCCUUUAGUGUAACCGUUAUUGACGCUGAGAGUCCUGUCGUCAUUUGUCCAGCUGAUAUAUUCCAGAACACAGACGAUGGAGCUACUUGGGCAAAUGUUACAUGGGGUUUUGUCAAUGCAACUGAUAAUUCAGGAUCUGUAACCGAUCUGUAUGUGUCUCAUGCUCCAAGCAGCAAUUUCCCUAUUGGAAGUACGCAGGUUACGUAUUCGGCUGUAGAUGCAUACAACAACACAGGACACUGUUCCUUUAUUGUCACCAUCAUUAACGCGGAGAGCCCUGUCGUCAUUUGUCCAGCUGAUAUAUUCCAGAACACAGAUGAUGGAGCAUCUUGGGCGAAUGUAACAUGGGGUGCUGUCAAUGCAACUGAUAAUUCAGGAUCUGUAAUCGAUGUGUAUGUUUACCAUGCUCCAGGUAGUAAUUUUCCUAUCGGAAGUACAAUUGUUACGUAUUCUGCUGUCGAUGCAUACAACAACACAGGGUACUGUUCCUUUAGUGUAACAAUCAUUGACGCUGAGAGUACUGUUGUCAUUUGUCCAGCUGAUAUAUUGCAAAAUACAGACGAUGGAGCACCUUGGGCGAAUGUUACAUGGGGUGUUGUCAAUGCAACUGAUAAUUCAGGAUCUGUAUCCGAUAUAUAUGUGUCUCAUGCUCCAGGCAGCAAUUUCCCUAUCGGAAGUACAAUUGUUACGUAUUCUGCUGUAGAUGCAUACAACAACAUGGGGUACUGUUCCUUUAGUGUAACCGUUAUUGACGCUGAGAGUCCUGUCGUCAUUUGUCCAGCUGAUAUAUUCCAGACCACAGACGAUGGAGCUACUUGGGCGAAUGUUACAUGGGGUGUUGUCAAUGCAACUGAUAAUUCAGGAUCUGUAACCGAUCUGUAUGUGUCUCAUGCUCCAAGCAGCAAUUUCCCCAUUGGAAGUACGCAGGUUACGUAUUCGGCUGUAGAUGCAUACAACAACACAGGACACUGUUCCUUUAUUGUCACCAUCAUUAACGCGGAGAGUCCUGUCGUCAUUUGUCCAGCUGAUAUAUUCCAGAACACAGAUGAUGGAGCAUCUUGGGCGAAUGUAACAUGGGGUGCUGUCAAUGCAACUGAUAAUUCAGGAUCUGUAAUCGAUGUGUAUGUUUAUCAUGCUCCAGGUAGUAAUUUUCCUAUCGGAAGUACAAUUGUUACGUAUUCUGCUGUCGAUGCAUACAACAACACAGGGUACUGUUCCUUUAGUGUAACCAUCAUUGACGCUGAGAGUACUGUUGUCAUUUGUCCAGCUGAUAUAUUGCAAAAUACAGACGAUGGAGCACCUUGGGCGAAUGUUACAUGGGGUGUUGUCAAUGCAACUGAUAAUUCAGGAUCUGUAUCCGAUAUAUAUGUGUCUCAUGCUCCAGGCAGCAAUUUCCCUAUCGGAAGUACAAUUGUUACGUAUUCUGCUGUAGAUGCAUACAACAACAUGGGGUACUGUUCCUUUAGUGUAACCGUUAUUGACGCUGAGAGUCCUGUCGUCAUUUGUCCAGCUGAUAUAUUCCAGACCACAGACGAUGGAGCUACUUGGGCGAAUGUUACAUGGGGUGUUGUCAAUGCAACUGAUAAUUCAGGAUCUGUAACCGAUCUGUAUGUGUCUCAUGCUCCAAGCAGCAAUUUCCCCAUUGGAAGUACGCAGGUUACGUAUUCGGCUGUAGAUGCAUACAACAACACAGGACACUGUUCCUUUAUUGUCACCAUCAUUAACGCGGAGAGUCCUGUCGUCAUUUGUCCAGCUGAUAUAUUCCAGAACACAGAUGAUGGAGCAUCUUGGGCGAAUGUAACAUGGGGUGCUGUCAAUGCAACUGAUAAUUCAGGAUCUGUAAUCGAUGUGUAUGUUUAUCAUGCUCCAGGUAGUAAUUUUCCUAUCGGAAGUACAAUUGUUACGUAUUCUGCUGUCGAUGCAUACAACAACACAGGGUACUGUUCCUUUAGUGUAACCAUCAUUGACGCUGAGAGUCCUGUUGUCAUUUGUCCAGCUGAUAUAUUGCAGAACACAGACGAUGGAGCCUCCUGGGCGAAUGUAACAUGGGGUGCUGUCAAUGCAACUGAUAAUUCAGGAUCUGUAACCAAUGUGUAUGUUUCUCAUGCUCCAAGCAACGCUGAGAGUCCUGUUGUCAUUUGUCCAGCUAAUAUAUUGCAAAAUACAGAUGAUGUAGCACCUUGGGCGAAUGUUACAUGGGGUGUUGUCAAUGCAACUGAUAAUUCAGGAUCUGUAUCCGAUAUAUAUGUGUCUCAUGCUCGAGGCAGCAAUUUCCCUACCGGAAGUACAAUUGUUACGUAUUCUGCUGUAGAUGCAUACAACAACACGGGGUACUGUUCCUUUAGUGUAACCGUUAUUGACGCUGAGAGUCCUGUCGUCAUUUGUCCAGCUGAUAUAUUCCAGAACACAGACGAUGGAGCUACUUGGGCGAAUGUUACAUGGGGUGUUGUCAAUGCAACUGAUAAUUCAGGAUCUGUAACCGAUCUGUAUGUGUCUCAUGCUCCAAGCAGCAAUUUCCCCAUUGGAAGUACGCAGGUUACGUAUUCGGCUGUAGAUGCAUACAACAACACAGGACACUGUUCCUUUAUUGUCACCAUCAUUAACGCGGAGAGUCCUGUUGUCAUUUGUCCAGCUGAUAUAUUGCAGAACACAGACGAUGGAGCCUCCUGGGCGAAUGUAACAUGGGGUGCUGUCAAUGCAACUGAUAAUUCAGGAUCUGUAACCAAUGUGUAUGUUUCUCAUGCUCCAAGCAGUAAUUUUCCUAUCGGAAGUACAAUUGUUACGUAUUCUGCUGUCGAUGCAUACAACAACACUGGGUACUGUUCCUUUAGUGUAACCAUCAUUGACGCUGAGAGUCCUGUUGUCAUUUGUCCGGCUGAUAUAAUGCAGAACACAGACGAUGGAGCCUCCUGGGCGAAUGUAACAUGGGGUGCUGUCAAUGCAACUGAUAAUUCAGGAUCUGUAACCAAUGUGUAUGUUUCUCGUGCUCCAAGCAACGCUGAGAGUACUGUUGUCAUUUGUCCAGCUGAUAUAUUGCAAAAUACAGACGAUGGAGCACCUUGGGCGAAUGUUACAUGGGGUGUUGUCAAUGCAACUGAUAAUUCAGGAUCUGUAUCCGAUAUAUAUGUGUCUCAUGCUCCAGGCAGCAAUUUCCCUAUCGGAAGUACAAUUGUUACGUAUUCUGCUGUAGAUGCAUACAACAACAUGGGGUACUGUUCCUUUAGUGUAACCGUUAUUGACGCUGAGAGUCCUGUCGUCAUUUGUCCAGCUGAUAUAUUCCAGACCACAGACGAUGGAGCUACUUGGGCGAAUGUUACAUGGGGUGUUGUCAAUGCAACUGAUAAUUCAGGAUCUGUAACCGAUCUGUAUGUGUCUCAUGCUCCAAGCAGCAAUUUCCCCAUUGGAAGUACGCAGGUUACGUAUUCGGCUGUAGAUGCAUACAACAACACAGGACACUGUUCCUUUAUUGUCACCAUCAUUAACGCGGAGAGCCCUGUCGUCAUUUGUCCAGCUGAUAUAUUCCAGAACACAGAUGAUGGAGCAUCUUGGGCGAAUGUAACAUGGGGUGCUGUCAAUGCAACUGAUAAUUCAGGAUCUGUAAUCGAUGUGUAUGUUUACCAUGCUCCAGGUAGUAAUUUUCCUAUCGGAAGUACAAUUGUUACGUAUUCUGCUGUCGAUGCAUACAACAACACAGGGUACUGUUCCUUUAGUGUAACAAUCAUUGACGCUGAGAGUCCUGUUGUCAUUUGUCCAGCUGAUAUAUUGCAGAACACAGAUGAUGGAGCAUCUUGGGCGAAUGUAACAUGGGGUGCUGUCAAUGCAACUGAUAAUUCAGGAUCUGUAACCAAUGUGUAUGUUUCUCAUGCUCCAAGCAACGCUGAGAGUCCUGUUGUCAUUUGUCAAGCUGAUAUAUUACAAAAUACAGACGAUGGAGCACCUUGGGCGAAUGUUACAUGGGGUGUUGUCAAUGCAACUGAUAAUUCAGGAUCUGUAUCCGAUAUAUAUGUGUCUCAUGCUCCAGACAGCAAUUUCCCUAUCGGAAGUACAAUUGUUACGUAUUCUGCUGUAGAUGCAUACAACAACACGGGGUACUGUUCCUUUAGUGUAAACGUUAUUGACGCUGAGAGUCCUGUCGUCAUUUGUCCAGCUGAUAUAUUCCAGAACACAGAGGAUGGAGCUACUUGGGCAAAUGUUACAUGGGGUGUUGUUAAUGCAACUGAUAAUUCAGGAUCUGUAACCGAUCUGUAUGUGUCUCAUGCUCCAAGCAGCAAUUUCUCUAUUGGAAGUACGCAGGUUACGUAUUCGGCUGUAGAUGCAUACAACAACACAGGACACUGUUCCUUUAUUGUUACCAUCAUUAACGCGGAGAGUCCUGUCGUCAUUUGUCCAGCUGAUAUAUUCCAGAACACAGAUGAUGGAGCAUCUUGGGCGAAUGUAACAUGGGGUGCUGUCAAUGCAACUGAUAAUUCAGGAUUUGUAAUCGAUGUGUAUGUUUCUCAUGCUCCAGGUAGUAAUUUUUAUAUCGGAAGUACAAUUGUUACGUAUUCUGCUGUCGAUGCAUACUACAACACAGGGUACUGUUCCUUUAGUGUAACCAUCAUUGACGCUGAGAGUCCUGUUGUCAUUUGUCCGGCUGAUAUAAUGCAGAACACAGACGAUGGAGCCUCCUGGGCGAAUGUAACAUGGGGUGCUGUCAAUGCAACUGAUAAUUCAGGAUCUGUAACCAAUGUGUAUGUUUCUCGUGCUCCAAGUAGUAAUUUUCCUAUCGGAAACGCUGAGAGUCCUGUUGUCAUUUGUCCAGCUGAUAUAUUGCAAAAUACAGACGAUGGAGCACCUUGGGCGAAUGUUACAUGGGGUGUUGUCAAUGCAACUGAUAAUUCAGGAUCUGUAUCCGAUAUAUAUGUGUCUCAUGCUCCAGACAGCAAUUUCCCUAUCGGAAGUACAAUUGUUACGUAUUCUGCUUUAGAUGCAUACAACAACACGGGGUACUGUUCCUUUAGUGUAACCGUUAUUGACACUGAGAGUCCUGUCGUCAUUUGUCCAGCUGAUAUAUUCCAGAACACAGACGAUGGAGCUACUUGGGCGAAUGUUACAUGGGGUGUUGUCAAUGCAACUGAUAAUUCAGGAUCUGUAACCGAUCUGUAUGUGUCUCAUGCUCCAAGCAGCAAUUUCCCUAUUGGAAGUACACAGGUUACGUAUUCGGCUGUAGAUGCAUACAACAACACAGGACACUGUUCCUUUAUUGUCACCAUCAUUAACGCGGAGAGUCCUGUUGUCAUUUGUCCAGCUGAUAUAUUGCAGAACACAGACGAUGGAGCCUCCUGGGCGAAUGUAACAUGGGGUGCUGUCAAUGCAACUGAUAAUUCAGGAUCUGUAACCAAUGUGUAUGUUUCUCAUGCUCCAAGCAGUAAUUUUCCUAUCGGAAGUACAAUUGUUACGUAUUCUGCUGUCGAUGCAUACAACAACACUGGGUACUGUUCCUUUAGUGUAACCAUCAUUGACGCUGAGAGUCCUGUUGUCAUUUGUCCGGCUGAUAUAAUGCAGAACACAGACGAUGGAGCCUCCUGGGCGAAUGUAACAUGGGGUGCUGUCAAUGCAACUGAUAAUUCAGGAUCUGUAACCAAUGUGUAUGUUUCUCGUGCUCCAAGCAACGCUGAGAGUACUGUUGUCAUUUGUCCAGCUGAUAUAUUGCAAAAUACAGACGAUGGAGCACCUUGGGCGAAUGUUACAUGGGGUGUUGUCAAUGCAACUGAUAAUUCAGGAUCUGUAUCCGAUAUAUAUGUGUCUCAUGCUCCAGGCAGCAAUUUCCCUAUCGGAAGUACAAUUGUUACGUAUUCUGCUGUAGAUGCAUACAACAACAUGGGGUACUGUUCCUUUAGUGUAACCGUUAUUGACGCGGAGAGUCCUGUCGUCAUUUGUCCAGCUGAUAUAUUCCAGAACACAGAUGAUGGAGCAUCUUGGGCGAAUGUAACAUGGGGUGCUGUCAAUGCAACUGAUAAUUCAGGAUCUGUAAUCGAUGUGUAUGUUUAUCAUGCUCCAGGUAGUAAUUUUCCUAUCGGAAGUACAAUUGUUACGUAUUCUGCUGUCGAUGCAUACAACAACACAGGGUACUGUUCCUUUAGUGUAACCAUCAUUG